AUCUGAGACUGGAGCAAACUCCAAACCUAUUGACUUUGUUACGUGUUGAAUAAUCCGUCACUGCUAUAUGACAUAAAGGCUGUAAAUACAUCUUAAAGACAACACAAGUGACCCAGCGGAUUUUAGCAGAAUUGCUUGUGAAGAAAACAAACCUGCCUGCUAAGAACUCUUGAAUUUGACAUUUGCAGUUGACCAUUCUAUUCUUAAUCUCCCUGAUAUUGUCUGAAGACACCAGAGGCUGAAAUAGAGAGCUUAGAGACAAAAGAAUUACACAGCUACCUUCAGAAGAAAGUUUUGUGCUCUCAGGCACCUGCAAUAAAAGCUAAAAUGGCAGAGAACUCAUCUUCCACACCGGCCGCAAAGCCCAAGAGAACUAGAUCAUCCAAGAAGUCAAAUGACCACCCCAAGUACUCUGACAUGAUAGAGGCCGCUGUUCAGGCAGAGAAGAGUAGGUCCGGCUCUUCACGUCAAUCUAUCCAAAAGUACAUUAAGAAUCACUACAAAGUCGGGGACAAUGCAGACUCACAGAUCAAGUUAUCCAUUAAGAGGCUUGUGACCUCUGGCACCCUCAAGCAGACCAAGGGUGUUGGGGCUUCUGGGUCCUUCAGGUUGGCCAAGUCUGACGAGCCUAAGAAACCAUCUAAAAAACCAAAGAAGGAGGUCAAGAAACCAGCAACUCCCAAAAAAGCAGCAAAGCCUAAAAAGGCGGCCAAGUCUCCAGCUAAAGCCAAGAAGCCCAAAGUGCCAGAGAAGAAAGCAAAGAAGGUGGUAAAGAAAAAAGUAGCACCCUCACCUAAGAAAGUCAAGAAGACAAAGACCGUUAAAGCCAAACCUGUAAAAGUAUCAAAGGUGAAGAAGGCAAAACCAUCUAAGCCCAAGGCAAAAGCCAGUCCAAAGAAGUCUGGAAGAAAGAAGUAAACAAAGCUCUCCUAGUAUCUGGACAGCUCCUGUACAGUUUUAUAACCUUUUCUCCUCCAGUCCAACUUUCUAAACAUGAUCCUUGUAAUUCCUACGGACAAUAUGAUGUUUAUUUAUGUACAUAUUUUCAUUUUUUUCAUUUUAAUAUAUGUGAAGGGGAUUUUAAAAAUAUGUUGAUGGCACUUGUCUGCAUUCAUUUUUGUAAUGUAUAGCCUGUAGCUUAGGUAAAUAAGACAAUGAAGACACUUUUGGCUUAAGAAUAACAGUUGCAUUAAUUAUUUGCUAAA
Molecule: messenger RNA, 1205 nt
Organism: Nanorana parkeri
Lineage: Eukaryota; Metazoa; Chordata; Amphibia; Anura; Dicroglossidae
Product: histone H1.0-B
Exons: 1
Coding region: 328-918 (196 amino acids)
Biological process (GO): nucleosome assembly; negative regulation of DNA recombination; chromosome condensation
Cellular component (GO): nucleosome; nucleus
Molecular function (GO): nucleosomal DNA binding; structural constituent of chromatin; double-stranded DNA binding
Source: RefSeq, a predicted model, not a curated record